GGUAAAAACUAUGUGAAACCCAAGUAUUUCAAAAACAUGCUAAAGAAACCUUAUUUAAUUACUAUGAAUCUUGAAGCAGAAGAAAUCGAAGUAGAGAAAAAAGAUAAUGAAGAAAAUACUAUAAAAUUAGCAGAGCAAAAAGCAAUUUCAUAUGGAUAUACAAUACAUUGUUUAGAUGGGACUACACAAAAACCAGUAAUUAAUCGAGAAUCAGAAAAUAUAAUAAAAGACUUAAUGGAAAACCUUCAAGAAGAUCUAGAAAUAUGUGAAGAAAAAUUACAUGAAGCUGGAUAUAAUAAAAUUCGUGUAUUCGAUGCUAAAACCAAAAAAUAUUUGGGUGCUUUACAUAGAAAAUGUCACGGGAAAAAAUCAAUGAUUCAAGAUGAGGAAAAAAACAAAGUGAUAGAUCAUAAUCAUAUUACAGGAAAGUUUAGAGGUCCUGCUCAUAGUAGAUAUAAUAUAAAAUUACGAAUCAAUUCAGAAACAAUAAAAAUUCUGGUAUUAUUCUGUAAUGGAAGUGGCUACGAUUUUUAUCAUCUAAUGCAAGAAAUAGCAAAAGUGACGGAUGAAAAAAUAGUGCCUAUAGCAAAUAAUUCUGAGCAAUAUAUUAACUUUUCAGUUGGCCAGCUUCAAUUUAUUGAUAGAAUUUUUCCAUAUAAAUGGUUAAAUAAUAAAACAAAAUUUAAUGAGACACAGCUCCCACCAUGUAAAGAUUUUAAUAGUGAUUUAGAUGGGUUUAAUUACUGUGAUCAUAAUUGUAGAAUAAAAAAAUGUGAGCAUAGAGAGAAGAUAGGGAAAUGCAAAUAUAAUUGUCAGAAAUGUAAGCAUAAAAAGAACCAAAAAAUUUUAUUACUAAAAGAAAAAUCAAAUCGAGGAUGUUGUUUAGAAGUAAAGUUAUCGAUUCCAAAAGAAUUGCAUACCAAAUUUCGAGACUAUCCAAUAUGUCCAGAACGAAUGAAAGUACCAUAUGAUUGGUAUGGAUCAAAGCAAAAAGAAUGGAUAGGAAAACAAUGUCCCGAUACAGAAAAACUUCGAGUGAAUAUAGAUUUGGUUCGUCAGGUAGAUGAAGAACACAGACUACGAAGACUAAUUUCAGAUCCUGCAUUUGUUAGUAGGAAAAUCUUCUAUGGGGCGAACUUAGUAGCUGUACAUCAAAGGCAAACUAAUGUAAAACUAAAUAAGCCAGAAUAUAUAGGAUCAUGUAUUCUCGAUCUUUCUAAAUAUUAUAUGUAUGACUUUUGGUAUAGUUAUCUCAAAAAGAAAUAUGGGGAUAAAGUAAAACUCCUAUAUACUAAUACAGAUUCAUUAAUUAUAGAAAUUGAGACCGAAAAUAUUUAUCAAAACAUGAUAAACGAUUGUGAUUUAUUUGAUUUUAGUGAUUAUCCUGAAGAGUAUUGGGUGGUAAAAAAUUUUCCAGAAGAUCUAAUUACUGAAGAAGGUAAGCGUGUAUUAAAAAAUACUAAAGUAAUAGGUAAGUGGAAGGAUGAAAAUGGAGAAGAUAGAGCUAUCGGCUAUGCAGGAGUUCGUGCAAAAUGUUAUAGCGUUGUGUGUGAAAAUUCACGAAAAAAUAUGAUCAAGGCCAAGGGUCUUAAAAAGUCUCUCAUUAAGAAAGAGCUUAUACAUAAAAUAUUCAAGGACUGUGUUUUAGAAGGGAAAGAAGAUCAACCACAAACUGCUCAAUUCCUCCGAAGUUACAGACAUCGAAUGUAUAGGAUAUCGCAAACAAAGAGAAGUGUUAACCCACUAGAUACAAAAUUGUGGAUAGCACAAGAUAUGGAAAUGACAUAUUUAUAUGGAGAUUGUGAAAUUCCGGAAGAAUAA
Molecule: messenger RNA, 1821 nt
Organism: Racocetra persica
Lineage: Eukaryota; Fungi; Glomeromycota; Glomeromycetes; Diversisporales; Gigasporaceae
Source: the annotation of a GenBank genome assembly